This is a messenger RNA of Dermacentor andersoni, 3570 nucleotides long. RefSeq lists its product as uncharacterized. NCBI's taxonomy places the organism in Eukaryota, Metazoa, Arthropoda, Arachnida, Ixodida, Ixodidae. The record is from RefSeq and is a predicted model, not a curated record.
ACAGCGAUGGGGAGAUACCAGGUAUUCGCUUUCUUAGCUCUAUGUUUCAGCACGGCCGUUUGCAAGUUGGGCACACCACCAGGCCCCAUGAAACUACAACGAGAGCCGGUAGAUGUAUUUCAGGCAAUGGAGGAAUUUCCCUUCAUCGUGGCCAUCUCAGACUGGGACAACGACACCGUAUUCGAGUGCCUGGCAUCAAAGCAACUGGCCAUUAAUCCAGAUACUCACUCGGCGACCUACGUCUAUAUUUUGCCUUUAUCAGGGCAAAAACUUGUGUUUGACAUAACUCCGGGUGAUUCUCCUGGCACGCUGACUCUUACUUCGACCGAAGAUCCCGAACCGAGAUAUGGCAUGGUCUACUACGCAGACUACGAUAGCUGCGUCGUGGCAAAUUUGGAUUUGCAAGGAGAACAAAAUUUGUGCACGCUGUGGACACGACUGCAAUUUAAAGACAACGUGCCCCAACACUGCAUCGAUCAGUUCGUCGACGUUUGCGGAGUCAUCGCUCCUGCUCACAGCAGGGACCUUUGCCCGGACGGAGAAGGCGACUAUUAGCGCGGUCAUUCGGAACCGCAUGUGGUUACCACUGGCAUAUAAUCAAUCAAGUGCAGCAAGUGCUGUCGGCCAGCAUUUGGAACCAGAAAAACUGCAUUCAUGUUAUUCAAGGAUCUUUUACUUCCUACUGAUACCGUUUGCGAAGGUUACUCCUCCUCGUGAGGCACGCCUACCUGGUAAUCGCAACGCAGCUUCAAGCACUACUGGCAUUUCAUUAGCGUAGCCCUCUUCCCGCCACGCAAAUGAUGCGUCUCUACUAUUUAUCAAUAUACGCAGUGUGCUCAACAGGUUAACGGCACUCUCAGCUCAUACUGAUUCAUGUUGUGCUGACAUUUUUAUUUUAUCCGAAAUGUGUCUUUCUGUAAAAGCGCAAAGCAGUGAAAUCUUUGACUGUGAAAAUAAAUACGCUAUUUGUCGAUUAGACUGAGAUAUUCGUGUGGGCGGGGGUGCGUUCAUCGCUGUUAAUGAAGCGUUUUCUUCCUCAAGUGUCCCAGUCGUGUCAGCUUUAGGAGUUGUGUGCGUGCGUAUUACCAUUGACAAUAGGAAUUGUAUUUUUUGCGCAUGUUUCAGAACCCAACUGCAUCUCGUUCUUUCUGUGACGAACUUCCUGACAUCUCAAAUAAUAUUGUGACGCGAUACCCCACAUUGCUUUAUUUUUCUGCUGGAGAUUUCAACUUUUCAAACAUCUCAUGCCACAAUGGUUCUGCCACUAUUAAAAAAAAAUUCUUCAGAAUGCGCGCAUUUUUUAUGUUUGUUCCAAUUUCAACUUUGCACAACUUGUUGAUGAACCCACUCGUACUACUGCACUUUGUACUUUUAUCCUUGACCUCAUUUUUGCUACUUACUACACCUGACUUAGUUUCCGAACUUACUUACCUCCCGGGUUUAAGUGAUCACUUGCUUAUUCAUAUCACUUUGCGUGCGCAUGUUUCUCCUAAAAAGAGCUUUAGGUAGUUCGUGAUUACAAGCAUGCCGUUACGGCUUCCAUCAUAACAGAAAUGCAAUCGUGCACAAAAGCCUACAUCGCCGGUUUAGCCAACCGCUCAGUGGAGGUUAAUUGCCAACUUUUCAAAAAUGAAAUAUUAUAUUUAGUUGUCAGCUAUGUACCUCAAAGAAAGAUACCCUCAAACAUACGAUCGCUAUGGUUCAACAACUCUCUUAAACGCCUACGCAACCCAAAGAAACGGUUAUUCUGUAAGGUCAAGCAAACGAACCUGCCUGCUCAUUGGUCAACGUACCGUCACGUGGAGACCAAGUGCACCCAGACGACUAGAAAAGCUAAAAAUACCUUCUCAAAUGUUACCUUGCCUUCGUUUCUAAAAACCAGCACGCGCAUGUUUUGGGGUGUUGUCGAUGGCACUGAAACAUAUAUUAUACAUUGAACUUACCUUGAGGGCAUCUGUAUUCCACCUAAUCAAUGUUGCAGUGUUUUGAAUGAGGCGUUCGUUGCCUCAAUACUAAUAUCAUCGCCCAUUCACCGAGUGCACCAAGCUUAAACUUCCCUGUGAUGGAUCCCAUAAUAAAUAACUGGUUUGCUAUUAGUCGGCUAAUCAAUAACCUAAAGAUUUUGUCUGCCAGCGGGCGUGAUAGUAAUAAUUCUAAAAUAUUAAAAUGCACUGAGGCCUUUUUCAUCCGUUAUUCUUUAUAAAAUUUCCGCUCAGUCGUUGCAGUGUUCUUCGCUCCCGCAUGAUUGGAAGAAAGGAAAAGGUGGUUCCAGCCCCAAAGUCAGGCAGUGCGUAGGCUUUCUAGAACUGCCGCCCUAUUUCAUUGACAAGCAUCUCAUGCAAACCUUUGGAACGUAUCAUUCACUCUCACCUUGUUGCCUUUUCCGAGACAAAUUAAUUCUUUCAUUCCUGUUAGCAUGGCUUGAGAAAAAUGUUCUCGGGCUAAACCCAACUGGCUUUCUUUACUAAUGAUGUUUUUGCUGCAAUUGCCAAUAAAUUUCACGUUGACUGUAUCUUUUGGACUAUGCUAAUGCCUAUGAUACCGUAACGCACGAUCUGCUAAACCUCGAACUCGAUCAGUUUAACAUUGAUCUUAUAGUAUUUGCUUGAAUUAUGGACCUUCUUUCUAAUCUAACCUAGCACGUGACAACUAGUAAUGCUCCCUCUGCUUUUUCAUCAAUUAUAUCAGGAGUCCCGCAGGGAUCCGUGUUCGGGUCUUUUAUCUUUAUGUUAACGACCUCCCUUACUGCGUGAAAUCGUAGGCAAAUACCUUAUUCGCCGAUGCCUGCGUAAUAUAAGAUUAGUGACCCCGUCGAUUCAACUAAACUUCAAGACCUUAAUAAUGUACCCAUAGCAUGCAAUUAAACGUGAAUAAAUGAAAAUAUAUGCACAUUUCACGCCGCUCUAAAAAUACUGACAAAGGCACAUAUUUUCUGAAUAGCGCCCCUCUCUGGCAAGUUAAUUUCACCUAGUAUCUCGGCCUUUAUAUCACUCACCGUCUAUCAUGGCACCAGCAUGCUGAAUAUAUCCUCUGACGCAAGUCGCACGUAAGCUAUCUGCGCAGAAAAUACGCAGUUCCUGCAUCUUUCAACCUGACGCUCAACAAAGCAUUUCUUCGCUCAAAAUUAGAAUAUCCCUCGGCUAUCGGGCAUCCACCUCAAGCAUCCCCAACCCUCUCUCUCUAAGCCAUCCAAAAUGGCGCGUCCCGCUUUAUUUUAUCUAAUCACUCUCGUCAUGCUAGCGUAACAUUCAUGAAGCGAGCCCUAAGCGUACCGGAUUUUUCAGUACGUCGCGCAUACAGUCGCCUCUGCCUUUUCCACAAAAUUUACCACAACACAGUAAAAAAACAAACUUUUAACACCUCCUUCUCACUUUUCAUCCUGCAGCAAUCACCUUCAUAAAACUUUCGUACCAUGUUGUCGUACGAAUGCGUACUAUUACUCGUUUUUUCCUCGUAUGUGCAAUGACUGGAACCACCUUCCCGCAUCGGUCGCCACUAUUACAGACGAAUCGAGGUUCAAGACCGCUGUUCUCAAUGCCAUCUAAUAAAUCUUUUAUUCAUUGUUCUGCA